Messenger RNA from Anoplopoma fimbria (sablefish), 2821 nucleotides. RefSeq names its product HID1 domain containing b (gene hid1b). The transcript is spliced from 19 exons. Lineage: Eukaryota; Metazoa; Chordata; Actinopteri; Perciformes; Anoplopomatidae. Gene Ontology annotation, cellular component: Golgi medial cisterna; membrane; Golgi trans cisterna. The coding region runs from base 126 to 2540 and encodes 804 amino acids. The record is from RefSeq and is a predicted model, not a curated record.
UUGAGUUUUCCAACCAGUGCCUGAACGCAUCAGGAGCGCAGCGCUUUGGAUGAGAUUAUCCUCCUUCAGUGCGACGCGGCGUUACCGCGGAUCCAAACGAGCAGGAGGUGCUUUGAGACUCAAACAUGGGAAACGCAGACACCAAACUUCACUUCAGGAAAGCGGUGAUUCAGCUCACGACCAAAACACAGCCCGUAGAAGCCUCAGACGAUGCCUUCUGGGAUCAGUUCUGGGCGGACACCUCCACCACUGUCCAGGACGUCUUCGCUCUGGUGCCGGCGGCCGAGAUCAGAGCUGUGAGGGAGGAGUCUCCGUCCAACCUGGCAACCCUCUGCUACAAGGCGGUGGAGCGGUUGGUUCAGGGUGCCGACUCCGGCUGCCCGUCAGAGAAAGAGCGUCAGACGGUUCUGAACUGCACCCGUCUGCUGACCCGCAUCCUGCCGUACAUCUUCGAGGACGCCGACUGGAGAGGCUUCUUCUGGUCCACGGUGCCGGGAGCCGGAAGGUCCGGGCGUUUGGACGAAGACGGCGAUGAAGAUGAAGCUCGGCCGCUGGCUGAAUCCUUGCUGCUCGCCAUCGCCGACCUGCUCUUCUGUCCAGAUUUCACGGCUCAGAGCCACAAGAAGAACAACCAGGACUCGGCCGAGGACAUCCGAUCCAUAGACAGCUGUGAGUACAUCUGGGAGGCCGGGGUCGGCUUCGCUCAGUCACCUCCUCUCAACUACGUCCACGACCUCAACAGGACGGAGCUGCUGAAGUUGCUGCUCACCUGUCUGUCCGAGGCCAUGUACCUUCCUCCGUCCUCUGAGAAGAGGAACCUCAAUCCGUGGGUGUCCUUCUUCUGCUCCUCAGAAAACAGACACGCCCUGCCUCUGUUCACCUCCCUGCUCAACGUGGUGUGUGCCUACGACCCCGUCGGGUACGGCAUCCCGUACAACCACCUGCUGUUCUCCGACCACCGGGAGCAGCUGGUGGAGCAGGCGGUCCAGAUCCUCAUCGUGACCCUGGAGCACGAGGCCGGGUCGGCCGCCAGCGCCGCCCUGCAGGCCCUCGACACCUCGGCCUCCGCUGUGGAGGAACAGGAGCCAGCUGGACCGGAUAACCUCUUUGUGAAUUAUCUCUCCAGGAUACACAGAGAAGAGGACUUGAGCUUCAUCCUGAAAGGUCUGGCUCGACUGAUGAACAAUCCUCUGGUCCAGACUUACCUGCCUCAUUCCAGCAAGAGGAUCCAGUUCCAUCAGGAGCUACUGAUCCUCUUCUGGAAGUUCUGUGACUUCAACAAGAAAUUCCUGUUCUUCGUGCUGAAGAGCAGCGACGUGUUGGACGUUCUGGUUCCCAUCCUCUUCAGCCUGAACGAUGUCAGAGCAGAUCAGUCUCGUGUGGGCCUCAUGCACAUCGGCGUGUUCAUCCUCCUGCUGCUGAGCGGAGAGAGAAACUUUGGAGUUCGUCUGAACAAGCCGUAUGCUCUCCGUGUCCCGAUGGACAUACCCGUCUUCACAGGAACCCACGCUGACCUGCUCAUAUUGAUCUUCCAUAAGAUCAUCACCGGUGGACACCAGCGGCUGCAGCCUCUGUUUGACUGCCUGCUCACAAUAAUAGUGAACAUUUCUCCUUAUCUGAAGAGCCUGUCCAUGUUGGCGGCCAACAAGCUGCUCCACCUGCUGGAGGCCUUCUCCACGCCCUGGUUCCUCUUCUCCUCCCGACAGAACCACCACCUGGUCUUCUUCCUGCUGGAGGUCUUCAACAACAUUAUCCAGUAUCAGUUUGAUGGUAACUGCAACCUGGUGUACGCCAUCAUCAGGAAGAGAAACGUUUUCCACCAGCUGGCCAACCUGACGUCCGACGCAGCGUCCAUUCAGAAGGCGCUGCAGAGGAAGAAGAAGUCUGGGAUCUCCAGGAGCAACUCUACAGAGACGGAGACCAUGGAGGGCUCCAGACCUGCUGGUCCUGCUGAGCCUGGAAUGCUCAAAGCCAGUUUAGCGGCAACUCCAGGAAUCGAUAAGAUAACAGAGAAGUCCCAGGUGAGCUUGGACGGUACGAUGGUCACUGUUCCUCACUUAAACUCCACACAGACGCCUGCUGACUCCAGCGCUGAAGCUGCAGUCAGCGACACGGAGUCCAACUCAGAGAGAGACCACGAGGUCUCCCUCGCAGAGUCAGAGGCAGCGAGGAGUCGGUUGUCGAGUGUGUCGUCAUCGGCGGCCUGGAGCGCCAGCACAGACUGGGUGUCGUCAUGGAAGACCAAACUCCCUCUACAGACCAUCAUGCGGCUGUUACAGGUGCUGGUGCCUCAGGUGGAGAAGAUUUGCAUCGACAAGGGUUUGACAGACGAGUCAGAAAUCCUGAAGUUCCUUCAUCACGGUACGCUGGUCGGCCUGCUGCCCGUCCCUCAUCCCAUCCUCAUCAGGAAGUACCAGGCCAACGCCGGCACCGCCAUGUGGUUCCGAACCUACAUGUGGGGCGUCAUCUACUUACGCAACGUGGAUCCUCCAAUCUGGUACGACACGGACAUACGGCUCUUUGAGAUCCAGAGGAUUUAGAGCGGCUGUUGACUUUGUUCUCUUCACAAACUCACCAACAAUGAGAUCUGAUGUGUUUUUUUUAAAACUUCUUCAAACCUGAACUGUGAUCGGAGGAACAUUUCACCGCUUUGUUGGGAUAUUUAAAGAAAAACAAGCAGCAAAGAUCAUGAACUUCAUUCUUCCCGACAAAUUUCAGGGUUCAGACAAGAAUGUCUAAAUGUGUCAAAGCAUUUGUUACUGUGUAUCAAAUACAACCUGUAAUAUGAGCGAUGCCAAAUGGUCAUUAAAUUUGACUUAAC